Messenger RNA from Lynx canadensis (Canada lynx), 5649 nucleotides. It is a transcript of the gene UBE3B, whose product is annotated as ubiquitin protein ligase E3B. Gene Ontology annotation, molecular function: protein binding; ubiquitin protein ligase activity. The record is from RefSeq and is a predicted model, not a curated record. Gene Ontology annotation, biological process: protein polyubiquitination; ubiquitin-dependent protein catabolic process. The transcript has 27 exons. Lineage: Eukaryota; Metazoa; Chordata; Mammalia; Carnivora; Felidae. The coding region runs from base 338 to 3631 and encodes 1097 amino acids.
CUUUUUAUUCCUGAUGAUCUUUUCAUGUGGGCGCUGCUUUGAGGGAGGUAACAUGGUAAAGGGAUUGUUUUCCAGAAGUCUGGAUUUCUGAGUAAUCCCUUUGAAUAAUUUUGUCGGCUUGACUGCUUAUAUAGUUGGGAUAGAAUGACAAAGUUUUCAAGCAUCCAAAGAAAUCAUUUCAGCGUGGGAGGCUCCACGGACCCAUGUUGUGUGCUCUAGGCAUAGCCAAAGCCACAUCUUUGGGAAAAGAUAGUGAUUGGUGAUUUAGAUAAAAAUGUAAUGGACAGUUUAGACCCUCUGUCCAAAACCAGUCAGUGGAUGGACUGCCAGUCAGUGGAUGGACAGAUUCUGCUCCGAAGUCCUUAUCAGCCCUUGGCAGAAUGGGAACAGUAAGGACAGCCGGGGUUCGUGCAAACUUGCAAACAUGUUCACCGUUUCUCAGACCUCGAGAGCGUGGUUCAUCGAUAGAGCCCGUCAGGCUCGGGAGGAAAGGCUGGUGCAGAAGGAGCGGGAGCGGGCGGCCGUCGAGAUCCAGGCCCAUGUUCGCAGUUUCCUAUGUCGGAGGCGACUGCAGAGAGAGAUCCGGAGAGAGAUCGAUGAGUUUUUUAAAGCUGAUGACGUGGAGUCCAGUAAAAGAAGCGCACUUUGUAUUUUUAAGAUUGCCAGGAAACUGCUGUUCUUGUUCAGAAUUAAAGAGGAUAAUGAGAGAUUUGAGAAGUUGUGUCGCUGCAUCCUGAGCAGCAUGGAUGCUGAGAACGAACCCAAGGUGUGGUAUGUGUCCUUGGCUCUUUCCAAGGAUCUCACCCUCCUGUGGAUUAAACAGAUCAAACACAUUCUUUGGUGUUGCUGUGAGUUUCUUGAGCAGCUCAAGCCUGAAAUCUUACAGGACUCCAGACUCAUCACGCUGUACCUCACAAUGCUUGUCACCUUCACAGACACUUCAACAUGGAAAAUCCUCCGCGGAAAAGGGGAGAAUCUUCGGCCAGCCAUGAACCACAUCUGUGCGAAUAUAAUGGGACAUCUCAACCAGCAUGGAUUCUAUCCUGUGCUGCAGAUGCUGUUGACCCGUGGCCUGGCAAGACCCCGGCCUUGUCUGUCCAAAAGCACUUUAACUGCGACCUUUUCUCUCGCACUGCGCCCUGUGAUUGCUGCACAAUUUUCAGACAGUCUGCUUCGGCCAUUCCUCAUCCACAUCAUGUCUGUGCCUGCUCUCGUGACUCACCUCAGCACAGUGACCCCUGAGCGCCUCACUGUUUUAGAAUCUCAUGACAUGCUUCGUAAAUUCAUCGCAUUUUUAAGAAACGAAGAUCGAUGCCGUGACGUAUGUGAAAGCUUAGAAGGAUGCCAUACGCUUUGUCUAAUGGGCAACCUUCUGCAGUUGGGCUCCCUCAGCCCCAAGGUGUUAGAGGAAGAGACGGAUGGGUUCGUGAGUUUGCUCACCCAGAUGCUGUGCUACUGUCAGAAGUACGUGUCCCAGAAGAAAUCCAACCUGACGCACUGGCACCCCGUCCUCGGCUGGUUCUCCCAAUCUGUGGACUAUGGCCUUAACGAGUCCAUGCCCUUGAUCACCAAACAGCUGCAGUUCCUGUGGGGGGUGCCUCUGAUCCGGAUCUUCUUCAGUGACAUCCUGAACAAGAAGCUUCUGGAGAACCAGGAGCCAGCCCACGCGCAGCCGGCAUCCCCCCAGAACGUGCUUCCCGUGAAGAACCUCCUGAAGCGCGCGUUUCAGAAGUCCGCAUCAGUUCGGAAUAUUCUCAGGCCUGUUGGGGGUAAGCGUGUGGACUCUGCGGAGGUCCAGAAGGUCUGCAACAUCUGCGUCCUCUACCAGACCUCGCUGACGACUCUGACCCAGAUCCGGCUGCAGAUACUCACAGGACUCACUUACCUUGAUGACCUGCUCCCCAAACUGUGGGCGUUUAUCUGUGAGCUGGGGCCCCACGGAGGGUUAAAGCUCUUCUCGGAGUGCCUCAACAAUGACACCGAAGAGUCCAAGCAGCUCUUGGCCAUGCUGACGCUGUUCUGUGACUGCUCCCGGCACCUCGUCACGAUCCUUGACGACAUCGAAGUUUACGAAGAACAAAUUUCAUUCAAACUGGAAGAGCUGGUCACCAUCUCCUCUUUCCUGAACUCCUUUGUGUUUAAGAUGAUCUGGGAUGGGAUCGUAGAGAACGCCAAGGGGGACACCUUGGAGCUGUUCCAUUCUGUCCACGGCUGGCUGAUGGUGCUGUACGAGAGGGACUGCCGGCGGCGCUUUGCCCCCGAGGACCACUGGCUGCGAAAGGACCUCAAACCUAGCGUGCUCUUCCAAGAACUGGACAAGGACAGAAGACGGGCGCAGCUGAUCCUGCAGUACGUCCCUCAUGUCGUUCCCCACAAAAACAGAGUUCUCCUGUUCCGAAACAUGGUUACCAAGGAGAAGGAGAAACUGGGGCUCGUGGAAACCAGCUCAGCCUCUCCCCACGUCACCCACAUCACAAUCCGACGGUCUCGCAUGUUGGAGGAUGGCUACGAGCAGCUCCGGCAGCUGUCCCAGCACGCCAUGAAGGGCGUGAUCCGUGUGAAGUUCGUCAAUGACCUCGGGGUGGACGAGGCCGGCAUUGACCAGGACGGUGUUUUCAAGGAGUUCCUGGAGGAAAUCAUCAAGAGGGUGUUCGACCCGGCACUCAAUCUGUUCAAGACAACCAGCGGGGACGAGAGGCUGUACCCUUCACCCACGUCCUACAUUCAUGAGAACUAUCUACAGCUCUUCGAGUUUGUGGGCAAGAUGCUGGGGAAGGCUGUGUAUGAGGGAAUUGUGGUGGACGUGCCCUUCGCCUCCUUCUUCCUGAGCCAGCUGCUCGGGCACCACCACAGUGUCUUCUAUAGCUCCGUGGACGAGCUUCCUUCACUGGACUCAGAGUUCUACAAAAACCUCACUUCUAUUAAGCGUUACGAAGGGGACAUCGCUGACCUGGGCCUGACUCUGUCGUACGAUGAGGACGUCAUGGGUCAGCUCGUUUGCCAUGAACUGACUCCUGGAGGGAAGACCACGCCAGUUACGAAUGCAAAUAAGAUUAGCUACAUCCAUCUGAUGGCCCACUUUCGAAUGCACACUCAGAUCAAAAACCAGACAGCUGCCCUCAUUAGCGGGUUCCGUUCCAUUAUCAAGCCCGAGUGGAUCCGGAUGUUCUCGACCCCCGAGCUACAGCGUCUCAUCUCCGGUGACAAUGCUGAGAUUGACCUGGAAGAUUUAAAGAAGCACACGGUGUACUACGGUGGGUUUCACGGAAGUCACAGGGUCAUCAUCUGGCUCUGGGAUAUUCUGGCCUCUGACUUCACACCUGACGAGAGAGCCAUGUUUCUGAAGUUUGUGACCAGCUGCUCCAGGCCCCCGCUCCUGGGAUUCGCCUACCUCAAGCCUCCUUUUUCCAUCCGCUGUGUUGAAGUGUCAGACGAUCAGGACACCGGGGACACCCUCGGCAGUGUCCUCCGGGGCUUCUUCACCAUCCGCAAGCGGGAGCCAGGCGGCCGCCUGCCCACAUCCUCCACCUGCUUCAACCUGCUCAAGCUGCCCAACUACAGCAGGAAGAGCGUGCUCCGCGAGAAGCUGCGCUAUGCCGUCAGCAUGAACACGGGCUUCGAGCUUUCCUAGCUCCCGCGCCCGCCCCCACCCUGGCCGACUCCUGGCGUCCCGGGCCCUUCGGCUCCGGGGGUAGUGGCGCCCUGGGAAAGUGACCACAAGCCAGGUGACCUCUCGCUCUCUAUAGCCAUGAGAUUCCCCUGUGGCCUCAACAACUUGGGACGCACGUGACAACUCCAUAGCAUUCCCUAGGUGACACUGAUGGGAAGGGUGUUGAGAAUAAACCUCCAAGUUCCGCCAGCGCUGCUCCUUUUCUCCUACUUUCCGGGGGCCUGUGACGCAGAGGGCCUUCUUCUGAUGGUUUGGUUUCUCGGUGAGUCUUUUCUUUCCCUAACUCUGAGCUGCGUAUGAACAAGUCCCAAGAACUCCCAAGGUCCAGAGUGUUUUUCAUGACACGGGCCCGAGUGCGCAAAGCCCACUACAGGUGAGACGCUCUCCUUCCGUUUCCGAAAACUCUUUACUCAGGUAAGGCCUCGCCAAGCCUCUAUGCACUCGACAAAGUCUCUGCCCCUCCGGGCCACAGCAGCCUCUCUCCAGACCGCCAGGCUCACCUGCUGCCCAGGGAAGCAGCGGUGCCCGCCAAGGAGGCCGUGGAGCCCAGGAAGUUCAGGGCGCUGCCCCCACCUCGAAACCACGCAUUCCACACAGCGGCAGUGCCCCUUCCCCUGUCUCGCCUCAGAUGCUGUGCACACUCAGCAGGCUGAGCGGCCGGGAGGCUUCCACUGGCUUGACCCCAUCUUGUGCACUCACUUUGGCAUCUGGCUUUGGGGGAAAAAAAACCCUUGGCCCUUAAGAGCAACUCUGUUUCCAGAAGGCUCUGGCUGUUCCCCCAAACCUGCUGAUUCCUAAGAGGGCGGCUGCCUUCUCCCCGCUGGUGUGCCCUACUUGUUGUCUAGUAAGGAACAAGCACUAGCCAAGUUACCCAGCCUGUCCGGGCAGUGACUUUCCACCAUUGAUGAUAAAGUUGCAAAACAAACAAACAAAAAAACCUUGGAUCUUACCGCUCAUCUAUCCUCAACGCAGGGAACCGGGAGCCCUUUCCCUGAUGGAGGCUCAAAGGGCUGAGGAAACUCUGAGUUGGGGUUUGGGGUUUUGUUUUUUUUACUUCAUUUUCUCUUCCAACCCGUUAUGCCCCCUCCCCCCGCCCUCAUUCCCACCCCUUGUCCUGAGAACUUUAGUCUAGAUCCAGGGACUUGAGACGGAGGCCGUGACUGUGGCCUGUGUUGACAGCCAUCCACCCUCACCCACCCCGUCAAGCUCCUUACGCAUCCCUACCACCAAGGUAGAAGCCGGGAGUGCCUGGACCCUCCUCUGCUCUGUGGAGCCGGCUGAGGGCUGACAGCUCUCUUCCAAGCAGCAGAGCACCUUCCGGCAUGCUGGUGGCAAAGCGGGCAAGACCUGUCUCCAUGGCCUCCAUCAGAGGGUCACAGCUGGGUACCACGUCCUGCUCGGGUUCGACCCUGGCUCUCUUAGAGCCCCUGCACUUCUGGAGAACAGAGUUUUCCUUUGAUGGAAAGACGGCAAGGAAUCUAAAGACAGACAGGAAUUUGUUAUUUAAGAUUUGUUAGUAACCUCUAGAUCUAUGGAUUUGCCACUUUAAAUAACCCGACUCUCCUAAAGCUCUCCUCGGAAUGCGUGCAGGUGCACUGAGCAGGUUUGUACGUUUAUGCUGCGGCCCAGAUUGUCCACCUGCACAAAGACGUGUGAUUCCCCCUCAGCUUUUAUUACCUGAGAAUCCGCCAGCGUGGGACUGGGGAGAGAGUGGUUUCCAAGCACCAACGUCAACUUUAUUUGUUCUUUUGAUGAGGAGGGGUAGUUUGUGAUUUCGUUUAAAUUCUCUUCAACAGCUGGAAAUAUUGCACUAUCUAAAACCCUGCAUCUGUACGUUUAUGGCUGGUGUUCGUGGACACCUCGAUGGCUCUUGAUGGCUCUAAAAAGUUGUGGCAUUUUUUUGUCAUUGUUGUUUCAUAGAUAACCUAGAGAUUAAAACGUGAUCAAAGGCUUUAUUAAAUUUGUACUUCAGCACAUGA